Cyprinus carpio (common carp) is the source of this 5760-nucleotide messenger RNA. Its product is annotated as leucine-rich repeat flightless-interacting protein 2. Gene Ontology annotation, molecular function: RNA polymerase II cis-regulatory region sequence-specific DNA binding; DNA-binding transcription factor activity, RNA polymerase II-specific. Gene Ontology annotation, biological process: regulation of transcription by RNA polymerase II. Lineage: Eukaryota; Metazoa; Chordata; Actinopteri; Cypriniformes; Cyprinidae. The record is from RefSeq and is a predicted model, not a curated record.
UCAUUCUAACUUCUUUAACAUUUUACAUAUUCCCUAUGGCAUGAUAUCUGUGCUUGACACUUGAUAUCUGUGUCUAUAUUUACUAUAUUUCUUCAUCAUAUGUUCAAGAUAUUUGACAAUGAUCUUGACUUGAUCAAAUCCCAAUCUAGCUAAAAUCAAUAUUAGUCAAAAUAAUGAAAUAGUUUACAAAAAAUCGGUGUCUAACAAGAAUUCAUGCUAAGAAAAAUAGGAUUAAUUUCUGUUAAUGUCUUACUUUUCCUUGCCUGUUUUGUUCUUCAAAUUGCUUUUCCAAAGAUUUUAAUAAUUAAUUUGGGAUGUCAAAUAUUUUUUUCUUUAGUCCAUUGAUAGUCUUUUUGGAGGAACACUAAAGACGUAAAUUUAUCAAGCUAUAAAUGUUAAAUUAUUAAACAACUAACACCCAAUUGUACCCUUAGAAAAUGCAUAAAACAACUUGUUUGUGAUGCAUUUCCUGCUUGAAGGAAGAAAAAAGGAAAGCAGAUAUUAAACUACUCCAAACUGGUUUGCUCGUUUUAGCUGGUCACCCAGUCUGUUGGCUAGUUUUAAACAACAGCUUGGUGAGGCUGGGAAAUCUUUUUUUCAGCAGGGUUUUAGUCUUCUAGUGAACAUUAGCAGAUGCAUUAUUAUAGAUAAUGCAACCCAAUGACAUCUAUUAUGCAUGAAGAAAGUGAUCCAUUAGCAUUCUCAUAGAAUCUCUCAUUCAAAGCGGUGAAGUGAUGCAGUGAAAUGGAGGCAGACAAGGAAAAGUUCAUUUCAGACACCAUUACAAGAAGGGGAUAAUUGUUGGAUUCUAAGGAGCCAAAGCUUAUCCCCUCUUGCUGCAUUUACUUUCCCCUUGGGGUCGAUUGCUGAAGACUGUGCUGCAUUCUAGAGGAUACAUAAGGCUAACACGUUUAAUCGUAUAUAGUACAGUAUAUACAGUACUGUACAACAUGAACCUUGUAGUUGGGAAUAUUUUAUUCUUCCUAUAGCUUAAUUAAAUUGACCAAACUCAAAAUUAUUACAUUAUAGUCAGAAUUAUGAGAUUACAUUAUUAGACUGAAUUAAGUUUUAACACAGCAAAUUAAACAAUAAAACUGAUAUUUUUUUGAGGUUCAAAAAUAUAACACACACAGAUAUAUAAACGGUGUAUACAAGACCAUGAAAAUUAUUGCAUGAAACGAUGCACCAGUAGCAACAUAAAUUGUAGUUGUCUAAUAAAGCCUCUUGAUGGAGCUAAUGCACCAGCCCAGACAACAGUGUGGUACGACGUACCAUCUUAUCAAAUAGGAAUAAUGUGCAGUAUAUAGAUAGAUAGAUAGAUAGAUAGAUAGAUAGAUAGAUAGAUAGAUAGAUAGAUAGAUAGAAAGAUAGAUAGAUAGAUAGAUGAAAUGAGAAAUGAGAUGAAUCCUAUUCACAGUAAUAUUCUAAGAGAAAAAAAAGGAAAAAAAAAAAGGUUUUGCGAACUUGCCCUAAAAAGGAAAAAAGACGGAAAUGAUUAAAAUGCAAAGGUCAGAUCCCGCCCACAUACCCCGCCCACUUUUCGCGCAGCGUCCAGCACAGACUGAAAUCAGACCGUGUGGCAUUGGGCUGCUGUGUAUUCUCAUCCUAGGGCCGCUCAUCAUCCGGGUUCGAUUUGCCCUAGAAACAAAUGCAGCUCUGGACCGAUGACUUCUUCAUUCGUUUGGUUUGAUGUACCGAACUUACAUCGGAAGGAAUAAUAAGGGAAGACCUGUUAUAUUCUCAGGAGUGCCUACGGUCUAUCGUGCUCAUGGCGAAUCAGCAAACUGUCAACUUCCAUCCUAUCUGUGAUGUUUUGACGUAUCGAUGUGUCGUUUGAUUGUGCAACAGGCUCCCGCCAUAUAUUCAUGCGGUUUAUGGAGACGAUGGGGGAUCAAAAGGAGGAUGUGUCCUAGUGCUCUACAUAUUUUUGCUUGUGGUUACAAUAUAACCAUUUCUUAAUGUUGUUCACUUUGGAUGGUGCUUUUUGACAUAUACACAACUGGACAGCACUUCGGUUUGGCAAGGUCAUUUUUUUUAAGGGAAUAUAAAAUGGCAACGCAAGUAACGGGAAGGAAAAGAAUUCCCAACCGGGAGAAACUAUCGGCGGAGGAUGAUGCUCUCAGUCAAAUAGCUCGCGAGGCAGAGGCAAGACUGGCAGCUAAACGGGCAGCCCGGGCAGAAGCUCGAGAAAUUCGUAUGAAAGAAUUGGAGAGGCAACAAAAAGAGAUAUAUCAAGUGCAAAAGAAAUACUAUGGGCUGGACAGCAAAUGGGGCCAUAUUGAACAGUGGAUGGAGGACAGUGAGCGGUAUUCCCGCCACUCUCGGAGACAUACCUCGAUAUCAGAUGAUGAGGAGCGGAUGUCUGUUGGCAGUCGAGGCAGUUUGAGGGGCAACCACACAGAUCUCUGCAGCAGCACCAGCAGUCUGCCUUCAGCCAGACUACAAAAUGGACGGCCCUCUGCGCUUUUUAGUGAACCCCCCCGUUCAAGAAGUCACAGGGGGUCACUGCAUGAAGAAAGUUCAUACUCUGCCACUAGGCGUUUCAGUGGCUCCAGCACUAGAGGCGCUUCAGACUAUAAUGGUUUUCUGGGCUCCAGCUCCAGGGCCUCUUCUAGGGCGAGUUCAGCCCGUGCCAGUCCUGUGGUGGAGGAAAGGUCAGAUUUCCUGGAAAAAGGGUCCAGGACAGCCUCCACCCUCUCUGCUGCAACUCUAGCAUCCCUUGGUGGAGGUUUAUCACGAAGAGGAAGCUGUGAUACCUCGAUUUCAGUGGACACUGAGGCCUCCAUACGGGAAAUGAAGGACUCCCUGGUGGAGGUGGAGGAGAAAUACCGUAAGGCAAUGGUAUCCAAUGCUCAGCUGGACAAUGAGAAGACAAACCUGAUGUAUCAGGUGGACACACUGAGAGAUACUCUGAUGGAGCUGGAGGAAUUUCUGUGUGAGACACGCAGAGAGUGUGAGGAGAAAAUCAGAGACUUUGAGCGAGAGCGUCAUGCCCACAAUGUCUUGAAGUUCCAGUUUGAGGAGAUGAAGGAAACACUAAAGCAGAGUGAAGAGUUGUUGAUGGAAGCCCAACAGUCUCGUGGAAAACAGGUGGACUACAUUAGUGAGAUUGCUGACCUGCAAGAAACAUUGGAAUGGAAAGAUAAAAAGAUUGGGGCCUUAGAGAGGCAGAAGGAAUAUUCAGACAUUAUCCAUGAUGAACGGGAAGCACUCAGGAACGAGGUUUGCCGGCUUAGGGAUGCUCUAAAGAAACAUGGCAUUAUGCUGGGAUCUGAGGUGACGGCCAAUGGGCAGUUAGCAGACGGGGCGAUUGAUGGGCAUGCUGAUGCGGAAACAGCCUCCCGAUUGAAUCAAGACUCUCACACGCCCACUAUGAGUGGAGACAGCAUGUUAGAGAUCAGAUUGAGGAAGCUGGUGGAAGAGAGAGAGAGUUUGCUCGACCAGGUGCGGAAGUAUAAAGCCAUUGCAGAGCAGAAACAAAAGAAUGGGACAGAAGAAACAGGAAGCACAGAUGAAGAUGACCUAAAGAAUGGUCUGGACCCUCAUAUUCUAGAUCUGCAGAGAGAUGCUAACAGGCAGAUCAGUGACCUGAAAUUCAAGCUGGUCAAGUCUGAGCAAGAAGUCACAGCACUCGAACAAAGCAUCAUUCGGCUGGAGGGUCAGGUGAGCCGCUAUAAGACGUCUGCUGAGGCUGCAGAGAAAGUGGAAGAUGAGCUAAAAGUGGAGAAACGCAAGUUGCAGAGAGAGCUGAGGUCUGCACUUGACCGUAUCGAUGAGCUGGAAGCAAGCAACAGCCACCUUACGAAGAGACUAGAGAAGAUGAAGGCCAAUCGGAGUGCCCUUCUGGCACAGCAGUGACGCCCACCUGUGCCCACUCAUCACCCACUGGCACCAAUGAUCUGCCACCCAUAUUACACUAAAACUUCUUUCAAAAUCAUGCCAAAUUAGCCCAGUCAUAAUCAUGCUAAUUUAGACUUAAAAAAGUAAAUAUGGCUGACAGGCAUGAACGUCAACCAUCAUUUGUUUGCUAGUGGGAUUCCAAGCGGAGGACAUAUCAAAAACAAAUUCUUACUGAGGCUCAUUAAAGUGACCUUUGGUUUGGAUUAGCAGAAUUCAGGCCCUCAAUGAGCUCUCCAAAAGUUUUUGACUGGUUACGGAUUUCUGUGUCAACAGACCAACUCAGCACAGGCCGAGCACAGCUAUUGCAGCAUGUUCCUUUUAUGGUAGCAUGUUGGUUUAGUAAACCGGUGGUGAGGGACAUUGACUUAUCUAAGCCGAUCAUGCACUUUAUCCCUGCAUCAGUAUUCAAAUUUUGUUACACAGAAAUAACAUAUCUGUACACAGAACCGCUUUGCAAAAUUAGGUAAUUGAAUUUGUGUAGUCUUGAGUUUAAAUGACUGAAUGUAUGUUCACAUACAGAGACAUUUGUGUGUUUUUUUUUGCAAUUUUUGUGCAGAUGGGGAGUGUUGUUUACACUAUCAACAGCUUAUCAACUUAUUGCUAUAAUGUCCAUUUUGUUCCACGCCAAAUCUGUGUGUGUGAGCGUGUUUAUUUGCGCGCUGGUCCAUACCUAGAUAAGGUCUUCAUAAUGUAAGUAAUUUUUGUUUUUAUGCUAAUGUUGUGUCAACAUCCUGAAGAACUAGAUUAGGACUACAAAAAAUGAGGAAAUAGCAAUCAUAAUAACUUUUUGGACUAUAUUUGGGUAUAAGCCAGGCUUUGAAGGAUUUGAAUCAUUGUCCUGUUACAAAUGUUCUCAGCGCUCACUGCACUUAAUUCCCUUUCAGGAACUCGAGCUGCGUCAAAAUGCUUUGGCAACGUGACGAAGCGUCUCGUUGCCUCAAGGGAACCAGGGUUACAUAGGUAACCUAGAGAGGUUUUCUUUGUUGCUUUAUGAAAGCACUCAAUAUUUUUUCCUCACAUAUCCAGUGGGCCAAAUGAUGAAAAUACUUUUGUUUAGUUUAAUAUGCAGGUUUAAGACCACCUACUUAUUUUCCAUGUAUAAAAACCUACAGACAUCUUGGUCAUUGUAAUAUGGUUAGUAGAAUUAGACAGUAAGCACAGCUGAUCAUCAGUACUGUUUUAUGUCCAGUUUAAACUCAGCUCAUGGUGCAACUAUAUUAUCUGAGGGCUAAAUUGACAUUUGAGAUGUCACCAGCCUUUAAGGAUACAAUCUGUAAUCAGAGUCUUGCUUUUGAAAACAUGCUGAGUCAACACAAUAAAUGGGACUGGAGCUCUUUCUUUUUAUAAAAGCUGGUCGUUGUAGCAUGGUCUGCCAUUUAACUCCAUUUAAGUGUAACAAUAAUCUCAAUGCAUUUGGGGUUUAUAGAAAUGAACAUGGCUUUUUUUUUUUUUUUAAUAGAGAAGGAGAAAAAAAUGAUUUGUUUUGCAAUAAUGCUUUUAAGUGUAAAUUGACCAUUGCAUUUACACAUAAAUGUUCAGAUGUGCAUCAUUAUGAAAACAGCUAUAAUAAUGAUUGUCUUGAUGCUGUAUCUGCUGGGUAAUCGGUUCUGGCAAGAAGGUUACUCUUUUUUGCUGAUUGUAAAUUUGAACUUGUUUCCCUCCCCUGGGUUCUGCUACCAUUGGAGACAAUGCGCCACCUUGUUUACACAGUCAGUGAACAUGCAUAUGCUAUCUCUAAAGAACUGAUAUGCUGAACUUUUGAAGUAACAGACAUAGACACACCAAUUACAUUGUUUACCUGUAUUACAGCUCUUCUGUAUGACAUGACAUAGCAAGAAAUAAAUUCAUGCAAUAACACUG